This is a messenger RNA of Neodiprion virginianus, 12392 nucleotides long. RefSeq names its product centrosomal protein of 164 kDa-like (gene Cep164). The record is from RefSeq and is a predicted model, not a curated record. The coding region runs from base 146 to 4102 and encodes 1318 amino acids. NCBI's taxonomy places the organism in Eukaryota, Metazoa, Arthropoda, Insecta, Hymenoptera, Diprionidae. Gene Ontology annotation, molecular function: protein binding. The transcript is spliced from 10 exons.
CAAGUUGAAUUCAGCAUUGGAGGCCGCAAGGUGCAGACCGAGCGCCAGGAGGAAAAUAUGUCGAUUCUACGCGAGUGUCUGGUGAAUUUGUCAUACUCUAAGUCGCACGCCGAGUCGAAAAUUGUGAUGUAAACCCGCGACGAAUAUGAGUGUCUCUCAGGAGAUUGCUGCCACUGUCGUGUGCAGGGAAGUCUUCGAUGAAUCUUCCCAUCCGUCUCAUGAAGAGGUUGUCGACUAUGCGACACGGCUGGGAAUCGACCCGGAGGCUGAGCCGCACCUCUUGGGCCUUGCCAAGGAUGGCCUCAUGGCUGCUCUGCCCAAGGGAUGGUCCCCUUGCUUCCACGAGGCGACUGGAGCCUGGUACUACUACCAGGCUUCUACGGGCACCACCACCUGGGAACAUCCUCUUGACUCUGUCUACAAAGAGCUGGUAGAGAACGCGAGGAAAGGAAACCGGCAACCGAGCAUUGAUGAAGAUUCGAAAGCAACAACAAAGGAUCUCGAGUCCCAGGAGGAUGUGACAUCUCCUAAAGAGAUUGCGAAAACUUUGUCUCGUCCAAAGCUUCCGGCGAAGCUUGUACCACUGAGAAAGUCGAAAACCGAGAUAGUGGGCGCUCGAAGAAAUGAGUUCAAGGCCGAAAAAACCCAGCCGCGGAAGGAAAACGACACCGUGAAACUCGACAACUCGUUCAGCUCGUCGAGCGACAGAGCCAGCAGGGAUUACACGAACCUGCGGUUCCAGGAUCCGAAUUUUUACGAGAGCCCGAAGCUGCUCGAGGUGCUAAAAGCUUCGGAAGAGUCGGAGGAGUCGAAGGUUCGAGGCAAGGAAUUGGACUUGCAGGAAGUCCUCAAGAGGUCCGAAUCACUGAGUCCGAGAUACGAGCAGGAGUGGGAACAAUUGUCAAGCAAGUUUGGCUCGGAGGAAAACAUCAUUGACAUUGAUAAGCUGAGUAUAAACUCGCUGAACAAGUCGGAUGCGGUCGUCGAGAAAUCCGAGGAGGAAAAACAACAGGCGAGGCAAUCGAGCCGUAUCAAAGAGUUGACUCUUAGCGGCGGUGGUUCCAUGUUCUUGAAGAGUAACAGGAGCAGAGAUGCGAACGCCUGCGGCAGCCUCGACGAAGAUGUGCAGAACGAUUUUUACGGCGUUCUACGACUUGAGGAUAAAAAUACAUCGUCCGUUGGCGACAGGCCGAAAUCAAUUCUUCGCGAGAAGAAUUCUGAAGAUGACGACAAGCCCGUAGAAGAAGAGCGUAAGAGCGUCCGAUUCGACUUGGAGAAAGAAGUAGACGUGAAAUUCACGUAUUCGGGAUCAGAGGAGGAGUGGGACACGGAAUCGGACGAGCCCAAUAUGCGAAUAUCGGCGACUGUGACGAUGAAGAAUCUCAUGAGCUUCGAGGGUGAAGAUUUGGAUUUAGAAAAAUCGGCGCCAACCGAUGUUGGCUCGUGUAUGCAAGGCGAGUCAGUCGGCGAUAAGCUCCCGGAUUUGGAAGAACCGAAGAAGGAUAAUUUGGGUGAAAAGUCUAAGAUGAUAUCAAAGCAACCGAAGAUCGUGGGAAAGAGAUUUCUGGUCGAGAAUGUAACAGAAAACGAGCACUUCAACCAAACGUCGAAAGACAAGUCGUGCAGCGAUGCGACCGACGGCGGUGGCGACUACGUGCCAAGCAAGUUCGAGAACGUGAGGAAUAUCGACCUGCUCUCGAAGAGCGAAAAUGAGAGCACGACGACCCUGAAGAGCACCGAGUCACGGUCCAGCAUCCUCGACGAGAUACGCAGGAGCAAGGAGAUGAUGCUUGAGUCGAUGAAAAGGAGCGAUAUGCGGGCGAAGAACGAACUCCAGAAGGAGAAGGACGACGCCUAUCACCUGAUGAAGAUCAAGCUCGACCUUGAGUCGGCGAGGAACCAGCGAGAGAAGGCGAGGGCCAGGAGCCAGAUGACGAAGAAUUUUCAAGCGGUGAAAUCGGCGGUAAGGAGAGAGCGUGAGAAGGAGAUACAGGACCUGAAAGACGACUUCCAAAUCAGGUACGAGGACACGAAGACAGAGUACGAGGCGAUGUUCCUUGAGGAGAAAGGCUACCUCGAGGAGAACAUUAAGGAGAGACUCGCCGAGCUCAGGGAGGAUAUGAAGCAGCGGGAACAGCUGGAGGUCCAGAACCUCGUCGCCGAGAUGGACAAGACUCGAGUUGAGGAGCUGAACAACCUUCGUAGCGAGCUUGAGACCUGCUACGAAAAGGAGAAGCAGGAGAUUCUGAAGAACUUGAGGGUUGAACUGGAGGAGAAGAAGCUGGAAUUGCUCGAGCACAGAAAUCGUGAGAUCGAGAAGCUGAAGAGUGAUUUCGAGAAGUCUUUGGAGGAGGAAAAGGCGUUGAAGCUCGUUGAACUCGAUCUUGGAAAGCAGCACGCCGAGAAGGUCAAGGCCUUGAAGACCAAGCUGGAAAAGGAAUUCGAAGACACUGUGAUGGAGCUUCGUUUGCAGCAGAGGGAGAAGAUAUCCAAAGUAACCGAAGAUCACGAGGUCAGCCUCGCCGAAAUCUUACGGGAUUUCAGAACGGAAGAAGAUCUUGCGCGGAAGGAGUACAAGCAACGUUUGGAAGAAGUACGAGCUUCGUUUUCUCGAGACAUCGAGAAAGAGAUGAAGAAGCAAAGCGAACGUUUAGUUCGUCCUGACUCGAUGGAUUAUGAGAAAAUUCGUUGCGAGAAACGGCUGGUUGAGGACAAGUAUAAAACGCUCAAAGAAAAGUACCUGAAAUUAAAAAAUGACGUACGACUAGCCGUGGAGUCAAGAAGCAGGAGGAAAGAGGCGAAUGCCACUGCGUCGGAAACCGAAAGAUCGACUUCCGCGAGGACUAAAACGGAACGCACCGAGUCUGUUGAUCAAAAAGCGCCGUUAAAAAAGACGCAAUCCAUAACAACGCUCUCGGAAAAUGUAAGUCACAAUGAUAAUGGCGCCGAGGAAAGUGACGGCCAGAAAAUAGCGGGAUUUUCAAAAACACCCAGUGCCCUGAAGCUCGCUCAGAGCAAAUUAGAAUCGGACGACACGACAACGGCGAGCGAACAAAAUUCAAAUCUAUUAAAGAAGAAAAAGUUAUUUACAAAGAAGGCGGCUAGUACAUCGAAGUUGAACAACAACGUCGAGAAUCCCGUCGAAAACAUCAGGAAACAGCUCGAGAAGUUGGAAGACCUGGGGGACCAAUUGCCAAGCAACGAGAAUGCUUACACUUUGAGAUAUCCGUUCCAAGACCAAGCCGCAAGUCUUAUUUCAGCGCCGGCGAACGCUUCAUCGGACAUAGAAUUCUUCAGGCAUCGAAUCCACGUCGAGAGAGAUUCCGUGAGGCGAGCCAGAGAGGCACUUCACCAGCAGAGAAAUCUAUUCCAGGGAAGACAGAGGGCUUGGAAGCAACGAAGCGUCAGGGCGACACUGGAGCAGCUGGUACAGGAGGAACGUGAGUUAUCGGACAUGGAGGUUAGCUUGCACCGAACGCGGAGUCUCCUGGGGGAAAAGGUGAUUCACUUGCGCCAUCUAGAGCGAUCCCUCGAGAGAGUCGCCAACGCGAAGAGGAACAAAAACGAACAAACGGCAAAGAGCGACGAGUUAACGCUGAGUGACAUCUCGAGUGCGAGUAGCGGAUUCAGUUCGACCGAUUUAGAAACCGACACUUUUAUCGGAAAGUCGGAGCACUAUCAAGAAUCGACGGAGAUCAUAGCCAGCCUCGAGAAUCUCAAUUCUGAGAUUCGUGAGAUAUGGGGUGUGCUCAACAAAAGACAGGACAACAGUGUGCCACCUCCACCAACACUGAUGUACUCGGAUCUGAGGUGGCUACCUUAUCAGCAGCUCACCACUCAGGCCAACAAUGUCCCAGCUUUUGGAACGCCGAACAUCCAAUCGAACAUUUUGUCCCAGUUGACCGGUUCUCAUCCACCAACGACUACAACCCAGAAUAUAAUCGCUCAGUAUGGGCCUACCAGCGGAUAUACGACCAGCGUUGGAAACGUCGAGAGGACGACGUCUAAUCUCAUGGAAAGAACCAGAAACCUAAGAGACUGGUUGCGGCAAGCGCGCGUUGAAAGUUCAGAUCUAGUCAGCCCGGGUCAAGCAACCCUCUAGUUCUUAUAAAUUCUCGAAGGAAAGGGUAUCAACUCAUUUUCUACCCAUUGCUCAUCCGUUUGGUUCCAGUUCGUCAAAAUUAGUGAAAUUAAUCUGGCAGCGUACGUUGACGAUAUUGAUCCACUUCUUCUUCUUUUAUAUUAGAUAUCACUAUUUAUAAUUCCUAAUUGACGGACAAAAAUAAUGAAAAUUGUCCGUAAAACGAUAUUAGUUUUGUAAAUCGGAGCACAACAAAAUGUGGUGAUUUAAGCACAGCUGUAUUUAAAAAUUACUGAAAAUCUUGAACUUCGGCAGAACAGCACAAUGGAAAUUCAAGAGACUAAUGGUGAAAAACUUGAAGCCCAGAAGGCUGAAGAAUAAAAUUCAACGCAACUGAAGCAUUUGUUACUGUGAUGCGAAAUAACGUGAGAAAAAAACAUGGUGUUACUGAAAUGUCGCUGUUUGAAAACUGGAACCAAUCGAAGGUUAGAAAAGGUUCGGAUUGGGGGAUUCGUACAGAGUAAAAACAAUGAAAAUCAGGAUUUCCAAAAUGUGUACGUGUGUUUUUUUCGUACCAAUUGAUCGUGAGAAACAUUGUUCCCAGAUGCUUCAUCUUUUUAUACGUUUGCAUUCAUUCGUAUUCUAUUUAAUUGUAAAAAAAUAUUUUCUAUUUUUUGACUUUCGUAAAUAUUGACUCAACACGUUCUGACAUUUCUACAUUUUGAUCAUCUUUAGGUAAAGGUUAGUUAAAUAUUUCAAAUAUCAUCUUACAAAUAUCAAGCUUGUACGUUUUUAUGUAAUAACUCGUCCUUACACGUAGAUACGAGCUAUUCGGGUAUUCAAAUAUCCGAAUCACUCGAAUUCCUUAGUUAUGAAACUUGAACUCCGGAUAGUUAGUAUAUUCAGGACAAUUUCUCGGUAUCCGGAACACAAUACAAGUUCAAGCAAUUUGAAAAAUAGUUGUGUAUUUUUGCAAAUAAGUUUUAUAAGACUGUGAGUUAGCUAUAACUAACACGCAGCUGUAAUACUUAUAGUGCAACUAUACUAACAAGAACCCCGAGUGAAAAAGGAUAAUUUAAGUAUAAAUCCAAAUAAGCAGAGUGCUUUAACUAUUCGAAUAGUUUGAAUAGUUUGGAUAGUGCAGCUACCCGGGUACUCGAGUACUUGAACUAUCCGGAUACCCUAAAAAGUUAUGACUUCUUCAUAAGUAAGUGUUCACGACCUGAAGCUCUUACGAAAUAAGCACUUCAGAGUGACUCAUACUCGACGUAAGAUUAUUAUUCGAGCACCUAUUUUGAGACCGCAACUCUGUUCGUUAUGUUUUCUGAUUUUUUCGAAUCGGGAUACAUUUAGCUCGCGUAAAUUUACGUUGACAUCGUCAAUACUCAAAGUCACCAAGUAGUCAAGACAAAGUUUAUCCGCUACUGUAAUUUUUCAUCUCUCAGUAAGAGAGCUGAGCUUCGUUAAGAUUGGAUGGAGAACCGGAACAUUGAAUAACGCGGCAAGUUUAAAAGGAUGCUAUGAUCGCUUUUACCCACUGAGUGAAAUUUUACUUAUUUCGACUAUAGUCAAAGCCUAUGAAUCACUCAUGCAAAAAUCCCACAGUUUGCGUUUCUCCAGAUGUAUCGCCGGAAAAAUAUCGAAAAAAUUUUUUGGACUCAUGUGAGGAUAACUCCAGAAAAUGAAUUCCUGAAACAAGUGGCAAUUUGAUUACAGGAAUAAAUUUUUGGAAUUAUUGUUGCGUAAGACAAAACAUUUUUGGACGCUUUUAUUCGGCAUUGCAUGUACAAUGGCAUCAUAAUUGCUUUUUCGCUUCAGUGAUGCGUAAGCCUGUUUAAUUGACUCAAUAAGUGAAAUUAUACUCGGUCAGUAAAUACUGGCUGUACCAUCCUCUCAAACGAUUAUAAAUGUGAAUUUUAAACAGUAAAACUGUUUCUAGAUGCAAAACCCGCAGACCGAUUUGUUUCUGAAGUUCAAUUAUUUUUCUAUUGUUCCUUAAUUAUUGCCGAGCAAAUUGAAGACGAGAUGAAGACUAAUCCAGAUAUCUGAGGGAUGGAAACGUCAAAUUAAGAGAGGACGGUAUUACCGUAUAGUUCCCUUGAAUUUCUGGUCAAUAAUAUAUAAUACAUGAUUGCUUAACUUGGGGCAUACAUGGUCGUCAACAUCGUGGAACGGGAAAACGCCAACUCGUUUAUUUAUUAUGAAAAAUUAAUCAAGGCCAGUUGUAGCUGUAUACAUAUACAUAUGUACUGCGGUAAUAUACAUUUUUCAAAUAAUUAGGAGCUGCAGACUUAUAUGGAGAAAACUUUCUGCCAAAGAAAUCAUUUUAAAAUAUAAGCUUGGUAGGUAAAUUUUUCUGAUUUUUUACCUACGUAUCCGCUUACCAUUAUAAAAAAAAAUUUUUUUUUUUUUCGCGAAUAUCGUUGGUUUCAAUUUCCAUUGUGAAUCUUGGAUGUAUAUUGUAUAAUUCUUCUGUUAUUAUUGAUUGUCUUCUAGUUUUUUUCGAAAUAAAGGAAACUUACGUAUGUAACUUUAUGAAUUUAAAAAAUGGUACAGAAAUUUAAAUGAAUAAAAGCAGAAAUACGUUGAUAAAAUGAAAAGAGAUUACAAGGAAGAUGAUUUAGUGUUUUAAUUUUAUUCUUUAGAGAAAUGCCGAACAUAUUUUUUCCAAACAUAUUUUUUAUUGCUUAUUACCGCCGUUAUAUAGCAAUUAGGAUAGCCAUUGAUCAGACGAAAAAAUCGCACAAAUAGUAAAACUGGCGCCAUUUCGUGAAUACGUAUACAACACGUAUUAUACGUAUAUAAAAUAGGUAUAAAUAAGCAUAAAUCAAUAGCGUCGAUCGUUCACAGCACUAAAAUACUUCCCAAUUCCUACCUCUUUGCUUGUUGCAAAUAACAUAUUAAUAAUCAUAAUGAUAUUAAAAAAAUAACAACAACAAUAAUAAUAAUAAUAAUAGUAAUAAUACUUACUUCAAAACUGAAUUCUCAAUUAAAACCGUUGCGUGGGUUUUACUAGAAAUAUGUGUAAUAAUAUAUCUAGAUCAUAUCACCGGCCGAUUGGGUGUCGAAUCUAGUCAGCGGGCGUUCCUUCAAAAUACUCAUUCGGCCAUAUAUUUAUAGCAAUAAACGGUUUGAUUGAUUUAGUUUUUAUAGUAUCGUGAUCAAAGCUCUGUAACAGCAUGGAUUCGAUAAUGAUAGACCAGACAAGUUGAACUUUUUGAUGGGUUGAAGGAAUUCGAUGAAGGAAAAAAUGGAAAACGUCAUAGUAAAUUCUUUGAGAAUUUUGCGGUGGGGUUAACGAUUUUUGAAAUCCGGUGUGAACCGAUGUUACGAGAUCUUCGACGCAACCUGAGUGAAUUCUUGUUAAGUUUUUUGAAAUUCAGUAAGAGUUGUAGAAUCUCAUUUGAUCUUUCAAGAAGUCCGAAGUGUGGUGUUGAAGUAUGAAGUAUGAAAUCACAUGGAAUUUCAAAAUUGUAAUACGAGAUGUUAUGAAAUUUGUAAAAUUUUACAAAAUUUUAUGGAACGUUCGAUAUACGGUGCGAAACUUGUGCAGUCAAGACUUGUGAGAAAUCUGAUAAAAAUUUAAAUCAACUCCUCAAGUCCUCGUAAAAUUUUGUGAAAUUUUGUAAAAUAUUGCAAAGCCGCAGUUAUAGUUAAUCAAUACAAAUCUUUGAUCAGUCCUGAAACGGAAAACGAUAAACGCAGUUUUUCAAAGUUUGAUUAACCCCUCUGUAAUUUGACAAAGUUAAUAUUUUCCCAUUUUUCCGAGUGCGUGAACACUCCUUUUUUUUCUAUUUUAAACCGAGAAAAUUUUUUUUCACAUUUCUUUUACUAAUCAAAUGCGUAUAGGCCCUCCUAAAAACUAGCAUUCUACGGUAGAAGACAUUCCAUGUCUCUGAUAGAGACGGAAAUUCUCGUCAAAUACGCUCGUAUUAAAAAGCCCAGUAUAAUAAAAGUAAAUAUAUUAUUAUAUAUAUAUCGAAGACUAAAAAGCUUUAUCAUUGGUUGUAGAGACGAGCGAAGGUCAAAUUUAUUAUAUACGAGCUUUAAACGAAUGGCGUGAGUUUAACGUAAGAGUUUUUGAGGCACGGAACCGCGCGAUCCCGCGAUUGAUCCAUAUUUAUUGUAGGUAGGUGUAGCAAAACGGCGACUUUGUUGCGAUAUGAUAACGAAACGUCGAUAAGUCUUUUAUCGCGCGAUCGAUAUUAUUAUACACGUAAAAUACAAUAUAUUAUAUAUAUAAACUUGGAAUUUUUGCAGAUUGAAAAUGUCCAUUGUAAAUAAUAAAAAGCAUAUUAUAUACAUAUAAUAUAUAGGGGGUAGUCCAUCCCAUUUCCACCUGGGUCGGACCCUUGACCUCUCGGAUUGGGCGCGACAUUUUUUAUAUGAUUGUUCUCACUUUGAAAGGCACUCGAAUUUUUUAUUUUACAUUUUUGGGACUCGAUUUGAAUUUUCUAUAAUAUUUUGAAAGGAUUUUGUUAAUCGACACAAAUUAAAAAUCUGUAAACAUUCUGAGGAAUCACGUAUGUCAGCUAUAAAAAUUUUUAAGCUUGCAGCCGGAGUGGAGAUAUUUUUUCUUCUUACCUUUUUCAAGCUUUUUCCAAAAAAUAACGCUCAAGAAAUUAAUAGUGGGAGUCAUUUUACUAUGGAUGGUUGCUGAAAAAUUAUCGUAUCUGAACAAUUUUACCGAUUUUUUUGCAAAAGAUGCAUUUCUCCUUUACCUUGCUAUUAAAAGAAGCUGCAAAUGGUAAAGUAGUUCUAAAAAGUAUGUUAAAAUUUUUCAGCAACCAUCCAUAAUAAAAUGACUACCAUUUCUAAUUUUUUAAACAAUUUUUUUUUCCGGAAAAACGUUCCAAGCAGUAAGAUGGAAUCUUCUCACUUCGGCGCUAACAAUAAGCUUAAAAACGUUGACCUCUGACACGCGAUUUUUGAGAAUUUUUUCAGAUUAUUAAGUUUUAAAAAAUUGUAGAAAAUUCAAAUCGGUUCCAAAAAAUUUAUCAAAAGAAAGAAAAAAAAAGAAAAAAGACUGCCCUUCGAAGUGAGAAUAAUCAUAUAACAAAUCGAGGCGCAGGCCCAAUCUAAAAGGUCAAGGGUCAGACCCUGGGCGAAAUGAUAUGGACUGCCUCAUACACUACUUAUAUUUAUUGUGCGUAUGUGUUACUAUGUAUGCAUAUUAUAAGUCUAUAGUGUAAUAGUUGAUUGAAUGAUAAAAAUUUGUUAAUAUGAAAAUCUUUUCGAUGUUGAUGAUUUUGUUACGAGGGUAAGCUAUAGCUUAUAUGCAAUACGCGAUUAUACAUACAUAUAUAAUAUUAUAUAUAUAUAUAUAUAUAUAUAUAUAUAUAUAUAUAUACAUUGUAAUAUAUAUUCAAAGUUAUUUUAUACGUAUUUUUAAAUAUUAUUUAAUAUUACAAAAUUCGAAUAUUUUUCACUGAUCAUUUCAUUAUACAGUGUUGUGAUAUUUAAUAUGAUUUACAAUGUCUUGCUGAUCUCUUAAGUAUUACGAUGCGAAUAUAAUAAUAUUAUAAUUUAUCUAUUUUAUACAAUAUAUUAUAAAUUAUCCAAGGUAUGCCAUAUACCUGUAAUUUGUAGUAUAUUACAAUGUACGUAAUACAAUUAUAAUACAUUCGUCGAUGUGUGAAUCAUGUGAGGAUGUCAUAUCUAUGCGUAACGAUGAAUUCUGGGAAUUAUACCAAGAUGGCAAAUUCAGUGGAGAUAUAGCCAGCUGCAAUGGGAAAGGGCUGGAGCAUGGUGGUAAAUGUAUUCAAUACACGAUAUGACACUUGCCGGAUUUAUACAUACAUAUAUGGGGCAUUCGGUGACAUCACGGUGGAGAUUCUACGUCGAUGUCUCAGACUGGCUUUUUAAUUUCUUUUCGUAAAAGUACAGGAUGAAAAACGCAAUCGCAAUUUUUUUAUGAUUUAAAAACUUGAAGAAAAAAAAAAAAAAAAACUCCACUUUGCAAAUACUUAGAAAUUAAGAACAAUCUUAUAAACUAUAUCGAAAUCUUUGAUACUUUUUAAAAGGUGGAGAUUUCGUGACUUCGAAAGAUAAAUAGGAAGAAUGAAGGAAAAGAAGAUUAUUAUUAUUGGAUUGCAUUUUCGACAUAAGAAUGAACAUAAAAGCUUAUUUUAAUAUCUCUCUGAAGGAGAUAUUUUUCGGCACUUAUUAUAACGAGCUUUUGUGUUCCUUCAUAUGUCAUAUCCAAUAAUAAUAAUUUUCUUUUUCUUUUUUCGUUCUCCUUAUUUAUCUUUUGAAGUUACGAAAUCUCAAUCUUUUGAUAGGUGUCGAAGAUUUUGUUUUACUUUCUAAGAUUUUUCUGAAAUCUUUCAGGUCUUAGAAAGUGGGUCUUACUUCAAGUUUUUUAAUCAUACUUGAGAUACGCUGGAUCCGAAAAUUCUGAAAAAAAAUUGCGAUCGCGUUUUUCGUCGUCUAUAUACUUUCUACAAAAUGAUUGCAAAGCCAAUCUGAGAUGUCGACGUAGAAUCUUGAUCGUAAUGUCAUGGAAUGUCCCAUACACACGCACACACACACGCACACACAACGAUUAUGCAUUUGCCGGGAACAAAAAGUGCCUUUUGGUUUGUCAAAAUGAUGAUCUCUGUAUUGCGUGGUAGAGUAUUUUUUUAAAUUUAAUUAAAUGUAUGACGCAAGCUCUGAUUAAUAUUGAAGCGAUGAAACGAAUCUGCCAUCUUGUGCAAUUUUUCUUAAAUUCACUAUUACGUUGCGUUUGUGACCCGUGGCCGUUGUUUAAAUCGAACAACGAUCGAUGAAAAAAAUGCCAAAUCUAUGCAGUAUAAUCAAUUCCACCGCUACACGUCUGUAAAUUGUUUGAAUAAUUUUAUCUGGUAGGUAUUUUCAAUUAACAUGAUUGCUACAUUCCCAUUAUAUACAAUGAAAUGCCAAAUAUAUAUUAAUAAGGCAAAUAUUUGAGUGAAGAAUGAAUUGUUCAGACGCAUUUCCAUAAAUCUAUUAUCCGCGCAUUGUUUAUCUCCGUGCGUGCGUCUUUAUUGUUAUUUAAACUUACAGAUGAGAAAUUUGAAAGAAAAAUUUCAAACGAUGAUACACAUAUACAUGUAUAUAUAUAUACGUAAAUGUAACAAUAACGGUUCGAUUAUUUCAAAAAUAAUAUACCUACAGUACUAAGAAGACUUGAAAUAUUGAACUGGGCAUUUUAUUUCUCAGUUAAUAUUUUGUUUCCCCUCAUGCCGCAUACACAAAUAUACGGCUAAAUGUAUACGCGAAGCAAAUUAACAAUAAUGUUGAAAUUAGGAAUACCAUAUAGACACGAUAAUAAUUGCGGGAUAUUCGUACUUGAACUGAAGAGCCGUAAUACGUAGAUAUUCAAUUUAAAUUAUGUGUACGACUGAAAGCUGUAGAGCAGUAAAAGCUACGUACUUUUGUCCGAUGAAAAGUUAUGUGUAAGAUAUACACAAUAUAUACAUGCGUAUAUUAAUACAUAUAUUAUAUUAUAGAUAAUAUUAUAGCUAUUAAAACGAAAGACUAUAUAUUGAAGAAAUUGAGUCGUUCUUAUUAAAUCGUAUAAAAUGUUUAGGAGAGUAUUUUUAUCAUAUUUUUGGGUUCACGUCAAAUGAUAUUCGAAAAUUAAACCGUAGCACCGUCCUUGUAUAACGUAACGCUAGCAUCUUCCUUCCCUGUAGAAUACCCUACAUUUUUAAUAUUUCAUUAUUUUUCGAAGAGAUGAAAGCUCGAGCAUAGAAUUCUGAUUAUUCAAAAUGUUACAGUUUACUAUGGGGAAAAUUUCAACAAUCGACCGAUUUUGGUAUUAUUGUAAAAAUUUACUAUAUGCAACUGCCAUUGAUCAACGAUACGAGACAUGAAAAAUUCCGGACGCAUGGAAAUAGAAACCAGAAAUCAUCUGCCGUGAAACAUAAUUUUGUUAAAUUUUUUAUACAAACUAUUUGUUUUUCGGUAUAGAUAAAAAUGUUUCAUAAUUAAGACAGUUUUGUGUGUAUAUAAUGUCCCGAUUUUGGACACAGAAAUAUUUUGUUUAUUGUUGAAUUUUUCAAGUCCUUGCUACAUUGAUUAUAAAAUACAAAAAUGGAGAAUUUAAACCUUGAAUAUAAUUUUUUCAGAAUUUGUGAUUUUUAGAGCCGAAUACCUACAAAAGAAAUCGAAAUAUGCAAAUACGAAAUGGACUUAUAUUAAUGCCCUUUCUCGAUAGGAUGAUCGAUGGACUCUUUCAUAUUGUAUAUACGUAUAUAUAAUAAAAAUGUUUACCUUCCUAACCCUGAAACAAAUAUUGUAUCAAUUGUGUAUUAACACUCAGUAAUAAAUUGUAAUGUUGAAAUUA